AUGGGGGAUUUUAACGAAGUGAUUGCAAAAGAAGGAAAGUCUGGGGGUAAUCCCAUUAGUCAGAGAAGGGUUAAUGCCAUUCUGGAUUGCAUGGAUACAUGUCAGAUGAUGGAUUUGGGUUUCUUCGGUCCCAAAUUUACUUGGUCGAAUAAAAGAGAGAUUGGGAAUUUGAUUCAGUGCAGGUUGGAUAGGUGUUGGGUAAAUCCGGAUUGGAGGGCCUAUUACACUAAAGCAAAUGUCACUCACUUGGCCAUGAUUAAUUCGGAUCAUUGCCCCUUACUUCUCAACCUUAACCCAAACACUGGGCAAGGUUCAAAUAGGCCUUUUAGAUUCCAGUCUGUGUGGUUGAGUCAUAAGGAUUUUCCGGCUAUGGUUCGUGGAGCUUAG
Quercus robur (English oak) is the source of this 387-nucleotide messenger RNA. RefSeq lists its product as uncharacterized. Lineage: Eukaryota; Viridiplantae; Streptophyta; Magnoliopsida; Fagales; Fagaceae. The record is from RefSeq and is a predicted model, not a curated record. The transcript has a single exon. Bases 1 to 387 code for a protein of 128 amino acids.